Molecule: messenger RNA, 753 nt
Organism: Entamoeba invadens IP1
Lineage: Eukaryota; Evosea; Mastigamoebida; Endamoebidae
Exons: 1
Coding region: 1-753 (250 amino acids)
Biological process (GO): telomere maintenance; DNA repair
Molecular function (GO): DNA helicase activity
Source: RefSeq, a predicted model, not a curated record
AUGUUAAAAGAAAAUGGGUUUUCUUUGGGUGAUUUUGGCAUCACGUAUGCUCAUAUGGAAGUUGAAUGUGAAUUGCCUGAUGCGGAUAUUGGUCCUUCUCCAAAUGAAAUAAAAAGAAGAAUAGAAAGUCUUAACCCACAACAAAGAGCGGCUUUUAAUAAAAUAAGUUUUGCUCUUGAGUUUGAAGAAUCACCAAAUAGGUGUUUUUUCAUCGAUGGUCCUGGUGGGUCUGGAAAGACUUAUUUGUAUAACACUAUUAUUGACUGGGCCAUCGAAAAUGGCAAAUUUGUAAAGAUAUAUGCAUUAAGUGGAAUUGCAUCUACACUCCUCAAGGGUGGUCGAACUCUUCAUAGUUCAUUCAAGCUUCCGCUUAAUUUUAAUAUAAAUAGUAAAUGUAAUGUUGAUGAGAACAGCAAAGAGGGUAGAAUGUUUAGAAAUGUUGAUUUAAUUCUAAUUGAUGAAAUAUCCAUGGUGCCAAAAAGAAUGCUUCAAUGUAUAGAUACAUUUUUGAGAAAUGUUGGUAAUAAAAAACUACCAUUUGGAGGAAAAGUUGUGAUAGUUGGUGGAGAUUUUAGACAAACACUUCCAGUUGUUCCACAUGGUAGUAAAAACGAUAUCGUUAAAACAUGUGUGAAAAUGGCACCUGUAUGGAGACGUUUUGAAAAGCUUGAAUUAAGAGAAAACAUGAGAAGUGUCGGACAAAAAGAAUUCAACCAUUGGCUUUUGGAAGUGGGGAAUGGUAAUAGUGAUUAG